Molecule: messenger RNA, 1401 nt
Organism: Monosiga brevicollis MX1
Lineage: Eukaryota; Choanoflagellata; Craspedida; Salpingoecidae
Exons: 5
Coding region: 1-1401 (466 amino acids)
Biological process (GO): actin cytoskeleton organization
Cellular component (GO): plasma membrane
Source: RefSeq, a predicted model, not a curated record
AUGGCGGCGGACAGUGUGAGGCGUGAGCCCGUGUUGGAGGAAUGGCUUGAGAAGCAGGGUCAUGUCAACACUGGUUGGAAGAGCAGGUACUUUGAGCUUCGGGACUCGAUGGUGACUUAUCGCCAAGCGCGUAGUGAUGCGAUGCCCAAGGGUCAAUUUGACAUCCAAGGCGCCACCGUUCAGCUGGAUGAGGCACCUGAUGCCCAAGGGCGCCAUCGCCUACACAUUACAGUCCCAGCGGGCAAGCGCGUGUACCAUUUACGUGGCUCUAAGGAUCGCAUGCGGCUGUGGCAGGCCGCUAUCCUGCGCCAAGCCUCGCCAAAGGCACGCGCGGACAGCUGCCCUACCGAACCACUCCAGCACGACGUCGUUGUGCGCACGUCUCGUUCCGCCUCAGGUUGGGAAUCACACCCGUCCGCCUUGGGCUUCCUGUUCAACGGACCACCCGUGACAUCGCUGCACUGCUCUUGCCAGCUCUACCCAGCGGCGGCUCUGAACAUUUCCCGGCUGUUUGAUUCAUUUUUGUGUCUGCCUUUUCCAGCGACUGCAGAGGGUACCGAGGGCGAUGCCCAAGUGCGGGCUGCCAUUGCCAGUCUUCGCGAGCCUGCCUUCAAGGCUGGCUUUCUCGAGAAGAAGGGCCAACUCAAGUAUGACGUUCUUGACAACGAGCUGGCUGUCAUGUUGCGCUGGUCCUUGUUCUGUCGCCGCGCCCCUCACCUACCCUACCUCAUUCGCUCCUCUAGUCGUGCCUGGCAGCAGCGAUGGGUGGAGAUUCGGGCAGCGCGCUUAGAGUACUACAAGGUGCCAACCGACGUAGCACCCAAAGGUGAUAUCUGGCUCAAAGGCGCACACGUGGCUAUCAACCGUAUUACCAACGAUAGCAGUACCACGGCCCAGAACAUGGUCUAUCUUGAAAUUAGCCCUUGCAAUGAGACCCGGGUGUAUCGUUUCCGCGCUUCCGCUUCGUUGGCGCAAGAAUGGCUGGUCGCUCUCCAGGAGCGCAUCGAGUCGCUCAAAUCCAAGGCCAAGGACCGCGGGGUUAUCAUCUCCAAGGGCGCCGCAGCAGCAGAAACUGACCCUCGCGGACCCGGUUCCGUGGACCACCAGGAACAUGUCCUCGCUGAUGAUAGCAUGGCUCAACCGGCAACUCUGCAGAUGGAACUGAUCGAGGACGAUGAACAUCGACUCGCCGAGUCACAGGAGCGGAUUGCACAUCGAAAUGAACAAAUACGCCUCCUAGAACAAGACAUGUCCACCAUCAACAGCAUCAUGCGUGAUACUAGUGAUCUCUUGACUGAUCAACGCGAGCACCUGGACCACAUCGAGAGUGUCAUUGAUCGAACUCACAGUGCCGUCACAGCUGGCAUGGAUGACCUGCACGUGGCCCACAAGCGCACUUGA